AUGGUAGGCGGCGUUUUGCGAGCGCUGUUUUGCUUCGCCGUUGUCGUCGCGGCUCAGCGGCAUCGGCACGUCGCGCACCUCGCGCGCGACUUCGCCUUCUGCGUGAGCGAGAUCAACGUGCGCGACGCGUUUCGCACGGUCAAGUUCGCGCCCGAGGAGACCGCCGGCGAGGCCGCCGCGCGCGUCUUCGCCGCCGCCGGCGCGGACGCGCUCGACGAGCGCAUCCGGCCCAUCGCGGCGUUCCUCGAGCACCGCGCGAGCCUCGUGCUCAUGGAGCGGUCCGAGUUCCGCUUCGCGUUGCGGUCCUCGCAGCGCGUCGGCGCGCCCGCGGUCUUCGUCACGUCGCAGGCCUGCGACGAGCGGGCCGUCGACGGCGACCCGGGCGCGAUCCUGGACCGCCACGGCGCCUGGGUCAUGCUCGACCUGAACCACUUCAACGCGGACCGCGCGAGCGACUGGGCCUUUUAUUUCGGGGACCGGCCCGCGGCGGCCGCCGCGCUCGGCUGCGCGGCGACGCGGCCCCUCGACGACGCGGCCCUCGGCGCCGUCGCGCGCCACGCGGCGCAGGCCCUGCUCCCCGGCGCCGCGCUCCAGUUCGCCGUCGACGCGCCGCGCGCGGCCGCGGCCGCCGCCGCGCUCCGGGCCGCGGGGCUGAGCCCGGACCGCGACCACGGCGUCGACGCGCUCGACGACGGCCCGGCGCCGCGGUCCGUCUUCGACGUCGAGCUCCCGGCCUACGCCGAGGAGAUCCGCCGCGAGGCGGCCUGCGCCGGCGGCGCGCCGACGGUCGUCGUCGAGGGCUUCAAGGCGCCGCGCCGCGGCGCGCUCGCGCGCCGGGCCGCGCGGCCCCUGCCCCACCUCGACGCCGUCCUCAUCCUCAACCUCGCGCGCCGCCCGGACCGCUGGCGCGCCAUGCGCGACAAGCUCGCCGCCGCGGGCUUCGGCGGCGACGUCCGCCGCGUCGACGCCGUCGACGGCGCCGCGCUCGACGUGUCGGACGCGGCCGUCGCGUCGAUCUUCAACCUGACGCGCUGGCGCUACGGCGCCGGCGCGAGGAACGCGCACCAGGACCACGGCUACCGGCCGCGCGUCAUCGGCUGCGCGCUGUCGCACCUCGCGGCCUGGAAAGCCGUCGCGGCGGCCGCCGACGACCACGCGAUGCACCUCGUCCUCGAGGACGACGCGGUCUUCGUCGACGACUUCGCGGCGAAGUGGGCGUCGCUGGCGCCGCACCUCGCGGCGGACUACUCCUGGGAUCUCCUCCAUCUCGGCGUCCUCGACGACCGGGACCUCUACGACGACGCGCCGCUCGCGGAGUACGGCGGCGUCAAGCGGUUCUCCGCGCGGCAGCGGUCCUACGGCGCGGGCGCCUUCGCCUACGUGCUGCGCCCGCGCACGGCGCGCUGGCUCCUCGACGCCGCGCGCGACCGGGGCAUCCAGCAGGCCGUCGACUGGUGGAUCGUCGAGAAGUUCGACGAGCUCGUCGCCUACAAGGCGUCGCCGCAGCUCGCCGCGUCGCCCGCGGGCGACGGCCGCGACAGCGACAACAACGAGUUCUACGACCAGGACCGGCUGCUCCUCGACGAGGGCGCGGGCGCCGCGGACUUCGACGGCUUCGCGCUCUCCGCGCCGCGGCCGGGCGACCGGGUCCCCGCGGGGGCGGCGCUCGAGGUGCGCGCGGAGCUCGCGGUCGUCGGCGACGCGAAGAACUUUUUUCUGCGGCACCAGCUCAUGCGCGUCUGCUACCGCCUGCGGCGCCUCGUCGCCGGCGCGCCGGCCGCGGACGUCGCCGGCCCGGACUGCGUCGGCGUCGGCAAGGCGAACCAGUUCCGCCUGCCCGGGUCCGCGCUCGCGGCCCCGGCCUGGUACGCGCUCAACGCGACCAUCGCCGACGACGCCGGCGCGGUGCUCGCGUCCGCGGCCGUCGCCUUCGAGGCGCGCGACCCGAGCCUGCCGGAAGCCUUCACCAUGCCGCCGCCGCUGUCGCGCGCGGCGUCGGCCGCGCUCGUCCCCGUGGAGAUCUCCGUCGACGGGGCCGCCGCGGCCGUCGACUGCCGGGGGCGGCCGGACCUCUUCGCCUGCGUCCAGGCCUUCUGCGAGCUCCACAGGAUCGAGCCCCUCGUGGACUGCGUCGCGCCGCUCGUGGCGACGCUCCACGCGCAGGUCGCCGCGCCCAGGUCGUCGCUGAGCGCCACGAGCCGCGCGGCCUGCGCCGCGGACAGCGCGUCCGGGACGAAGAUCGCGCCGGCGACGCCCGGGACGAGCUCGGCGGGCGUCGGCGGCGGCGCGGCGCCGAGGUCCAGCGGCGGGGCGCCGCCGCGGAAUCGGAAGACGGGCACGGCGGCGCCGCUCGCGCGCGACGUGACGAUCUCCAACGAAUCGAGCGCCGAAACCGCGGCGGCCGGCGGCGGCGCGGGCGCUCGGGCCGCGGUCGCGGACGCCCACGCGGACCGCGACCGGAUGGCCAUCGCGCCCUGCGCCGACUGCGCGACGGCGGCGACGCAGACGCGCUCGAGGAUCUUCGCCGACGUCCAGCCGACGACGGGCUCCGAGAGGCGCAGCCUGCGGGUCCCGUCGCUCGCGGCCGCGGCCCCGUCGACGACGACCUCCAUGCCGAAGGCGAGCUUCAGCAGCGCGCCGGACGUCUUCUCGACGCCCGCGCGCACGAUGCCGCCGGAUUUGCCCGCGCAGCGGUAG
Aureococcus anophagefferens is the source of this 2697-nucleotide messenger RNA. RefSeq lists its product as hypothetical. Bases 1 to 2697 code for a protein of 898 amino acids. The record is from RefSeq and is a predicted model, not a curated record. Lineage: Eukaryota; Pelagophyceae; Pelagomonadales; Pelagomonadaceae. The transcript has 2 exons.